AUGGUGUCCUCGCUCAGAACUCAUCUCACUGUCCUCGCACAGAGCGCAUUUCUCUACCCUUCUGCCCCUGCUUUCAGAGUCCCCGUCAUCGACCAUCGAACAAAUCAAAUCAAAUCGUGGACGGUUAUUUCGUAUAGCCAGUUCCAAUCUGAUGUCGAGCUCUUCGCAACCUAUUGGUCCCGCACGCUGGCUGCAGACGGACUGGCACAGCGGUCUGUCGUGGGCCUCUGGCUCGGUGGAUUGACGUACAUGGAUGUCCUCCACAUCUACGGCAUCGCAAGAGCCGGAUACGUCCCACAGCUGUUCUCGCUCAAACUGCCCAACCCGGACAUCAUAUACGAGCUGCUGCACAAAGCAAAUGCGCGGGCACUGAUCUACGAUGCUGCAUAUGUUCCAGCCUUGUCCGGCUGCCAUGUGCCUGUGCACGCGGCCGUCGACGUCCACGGUGUGGAUCUGCGCGGGGCCCGAGUGCCUGCUAUGACAGACCUGGGCACUGUGAAGAGGACAGACACGAUCAUGAUGUUCCACACUUCUGGAUCGACGUCGGGGUCGCCGAAGCUGAUCCCGUGCAGCUAUGGAUGGCUGGAUGCUAUCAUCACCAAAGCUGGUCAGGUCAGCAAGCCCAUUAGCAGCAAUCGACAGGAUGUCACGGUGUUCAUCGGGAGCAUGUGCCACAUUGGGCAGACCUUCAUGUUUCUUGGAUCGCUGCAGCACGGGGCGUGCACCGUCCAGCCGACGGAGAUCACGUUCUCCUCCUGCGAGCUGGUCGACAUGAUCGCGCGGUGCGGGCUGAACCGCCUGAACCAGUUCCCUGCGUUCCUCGGCGUCCACCUCCGCAACUCGCGGAAGGACCCGCAGCUGCUCGCGCGGCUGUGCGCACUCGACGAGAUCCUAUACUCAGGGCAGCCGAUGGCUGCAGAGGACGAGGCGUGGGCGUACAAGCAUGGGAUGAAGAUGGUGAACUUGUUCGGGAGCACGGAGUGUGGUGCGAUGCUGCUCUCUACACGGGGCUCAGGCCACGCCAAUCCACCGCUGCGCCCGAUGGUGGGCACUAAAUACGGCUUCCUCUCCAUCUCCCUAUCCUCCCCCUCUUCCGCUGCGACAUCAGCACACACGAACGCACAUGCGCAGCUGGUCGAGCUGGUGAUCCUGGCAGACUCGCCCGACUGCCCCGAUCCGUCACUCCGUGCGGCCGACGGGCACUACCACACAGGCGACCUGUUCGUGGAGGUGGCGCCGGGUGCGUACGUGAGCCGCGGGCGGAACGACGACUGGAUCAAGAGCUCGACUGCGCUGCGGUGCGACACGAAGGCGAUCGAGGACAACGUGCGGGCGACGUGCGGGGACCUGGUUGCGGAGUGCAUCGUGGUGGGCAACGGGCGGCCGUCGCCGGUGGUGUUCGUCGAGGCGCUGGUCGCGAUGGACGCGGAGAAGCUGCGGAGGGAGAUCGUGAGGCGGACGCGGCAGUUCCACGCGCGGCGGUAUGUGCACGAGCGGAUCACGUCUGCGAGGAUGGUGGUGGUGGUGGGGCGCGGGACGCUGCCGCGGACAGCGACGAAGGGGAACAUCCGGCGUCGGGUGGUUGAGGAUAUGUUCAAGGUGCAGCUGGACGAGAUAUUUGCAUCAUGA
This is a messenger RNA of Postia placenta MAD-698-R-SB12, 1629 nucleotides long. RefSeq lists its product as hypothetical. The coding region runs from base 1 to 1629 and encodes 542 amino acids. Gene Ontology annotation, molecular function: medium-chain fatty acid-CoA ligase activity. Lineage: Eukaryota; Fungi; Basidiomycota; Agaricomycetes; Polyporales; Adustoporiaceae. The transcript has 3 exons. Gene Ontology annotation, biological process: fatty acid metabolic process. The record is from RefSeq and is a predicted model, not a curated record.